Budorcas taxicolor (takin) is the source of this 1113-nucleotide messenger RNA. RefSeq names its product immunoglobulin superfamily member 5 (gene IGSF5). The transcript has 8 exons. The record is from RefSeq and is a predicted model, not a curated record. Bases 1 to 1113 code for a protein of 370 amino acids. NCBI's taxonomy places the organism in Eukaryota, Metazoa, Chordata, Mammalia, Artiodactyla, Bovidae. Gene Ontology annotation, biological process: cell-cell adhesion.
AUGGAGGGAGCUGCCGAGAGAGGCGUCCUGGCCGUGCUGGUGGUCCUGGCUGGGCUGGCAGCCUGUGGAUCCGGCAGUGAAAUCAUAGAGGGUCCCAAGAAUGUCACGGCCCUGAAGGGCUCGGAGGCUCGCUUCAACUGCACCAUCUCCCAGGGCUGGAAGCUCAUCAUGUGGGCUCUGAGAGGCACGGUGGUGCUGAGCAUGACACCUAGUGAGCCCAUCAUCACCAGUGAUCGCUUCACCUCGGCGAGCUACCAGGAGGGCGGGAACUUCAUCUCUGAGAUGAUAAUUCAUGACGUGCAACUCAGCGAUGCCGGGCAGGUCAAAUGCAGCCUCCAGAACAGCGACCAGGAUGGAUCCGCCUUCCUUUCCGUUCAAGUCAUGGGGCAGUUGCUCAUUCCUGAAGGCAGCCUUGUAGUCAUUGAGGAUAAGCCUUGUAAUGUGACUUGCCGUGCACUGAACUGGACCACGCUCCCAGAUCUUUCCUGGGAGAUAGGGGUUCCUGUGAGCCAUUCAAGCUAUUAUUCCGUUCCGGAGCCUGAGGACCUUCAAAGUGCAGUGAGCAUCCUUGCUCUGACACCGCAGGGCAAUGGCACUCUGACUUGUGUGGCUGAGAUGAAGGGGCUGGAUGUCCGUGAGUCUGUAACUGUCAAUCUCACUGUGGUUCCGCCUCCCUUGGACAGUAUUGAUAAACCAGGUGCCUCAUUGCCUACCUGGGCCAUAGUUCUACUUGCCGUUUCAUUGUCAUUGCUUUUGAUCCUGAUCAUUGUUCUGAUUAUAAUAUUUUGCUGCUGUGUCUCCAGGACAGAGAAAGAAGAAUCUAGUUAUCAAAGUGAAAUAAGGAAAUCUGCGACUGUGAAGACAAGCAAAGACACUGUUGGGACAAAGUUGAAAAGUGCAAAUGAAAACUACGGCUACCGUUCAGAUGAGCCAAGCACCACACAGCCGGCUUCCCUCCAUGCUAAGUCCUCUGAAGCUGGUGUUCCAGAGCAACGCAGCAGUAGGCAACCUCAUCAGGAGUCUGAUUACCGCCAGCUGGGCCCAGCAAAUCACCCACAGGUUUCCUUUAACGUGGCCAGUCCUAAGAAGGUCAGGAAUGUGACUUUGGUAUAG